AUGCCCUCACCCUCGUCUCUGCCCUCCCAUGCCCUCACCCUCCUCUCUUCCCUCCCAUGCCUUCACCCCCCUCUCUUCCCUCUCAUGCCCUCGCCCUACUCUCUGUCCUCCCAUGCCCUCACUCUCCUAUCUGCCCUCCCGAACCGUCACCCUCCUCUUUUCCCUCCCAUGCCGUCACACUCCUCUCUGCCCUCCCAUGCCCUCACCCUCCUCUCUGCCCUCCCAUGCCCUCACCCUCCUCUCUGUCCUCCCAUGCCGUCACCCUCCUCUCUGUCCUCCCAUGCCCUCACCCUCCUAUCUGCCCUCCCGAACCGUGUCCCUCCUCUCUUCCCUCCCAUGCCGUCACCCUCCUCUAUGCCCUCCCAUGCCCUCACCCUCCUCUCUGCCCUCCCAUGCCCUCACCCUCCUCUCUUCCCUCUCAUGCCCUCGCCCUCCUCUCUUCCCUCUCAUGCCCUCACCCUCGUCUCUGCCCUCCCAUGCCCUCACCCUCCUCUCUGUCCUCCCAUGCCGUCACCCUCCUCUCUUCCCUCUUAUGCCCUCACCCUCCUCUUUGACCUCCCAUGCCCUCACCCUCCUCUCUGCCAUCCCAUGCUCCCACCCUCCUGCUCUGCCCUCCCCUACACUCACCCUCCUCUAAACCCUCAUCAACCUCCCUGGUCUAAGCCCUUCCCCCUCUCUAUUCACUCGCCCCUCCACCCUCCUCCUCCCCCUCGCUCCCCCCUCUCCGCCCGACCCCCUUCUUUCCCCCAUUACACCUUCCCCCUCCUCUCCUCCCCCAGCGCCCUCCCCGCACUCUCCGGCGCGGCCAAGCUGACCAUCAUUGGCAAUUGUACCGCCGCCAAGUGCAUCAUCAGCGGGGGUGGCGCCUUCCCCAUAUUCACCUCCCCCUCGUCCGGCCCCACAGGGGGAGAGUUGACUCUGGUCAACCUCAACUUCCAGCGGGCGGCAGGAGGCGUCUUUUUCAACGUGCGGGCGGCGAUCAACGCGAGUCAAUGCGGAUUCGUCGGAAGCACGGCUCCUAGCGUUGGCGGAGGGGUGCUCAGUGAUGGGGAGAAGAGGAGGGGUGGUCAGGUGAGGGUGAUGGGAAGAGGAGGAGGGGUGCGCAGUGACUCCUUCCCUGAAGCAGCAACCCCUCCCAACCGCUUCUUCUCGUACUGCACCUUCUACAACAACACAGCACCCACUGGGGAGGGAGGUGCAAUCAACAUCAACGAGGGGAACCCCGAGGGCAGCGGGCCUAAUGUGACGUUCGUGUACUGUGUCUUUCAAAACAACACGGCAACUGUUGGGAAGGGUGGUGCCAUUAGCAUUAACUUGGGGGAUCCCUAA
Molecule: messenger RNA, 1329 nt
Organism: Closterium sp. Naga37s-1
Lineage: Eukaryota; Viridiplantae; Streptophyta; Zygnematophyceae; Desmidiales; Closteriaceae
Source: the annotation of a GenBank genome assembly